CGCUGUAUUGUCGGUAGCUGGCAUCCCUCCCCCUCCCCCAAUGGUCCCACUGGUGCCAAAAGCCGUGGCUGUGGAGGAUGACGGCCGAGCUGCACUCUUCGCCUCUAUCAACAAGGGAACAGAUAUCACAUCCGGGCUCAAGAAGGUGGACCGCAACGCACCUCGUCUUCCACCAGGGGUGUGGACGCCACAGACAGUUAGAGACGACCAGAAAACCCACAAAAACCCCAGUCUGCGUGAGGGACCAAAACCAUUUGUCAAGCAGACUGAGACCACCCCUGUCCGUGCACCCUCUCGCGAGUCCCCGGAACGCCCUCCCAAGUUUGCUCUGGAAGGGAAGAAGUGGUUCGUGGAAUACCAGAAAGACAAACCAAGUCUUGUGGUCGAUAGUGCUAAGAUGGACCAGUCUGUGUACAUCUUCAAGUGCCAGAACACAGUGGUUCAAGUUAAGGGUAAAGUUAAUUCAGUCAUAUUGGACUCCUGUAAGAAGUCUGCUGUAGUAUUUGAUAACCUGGUGUCUUCUGCAGAGGUUGUCAAUUGUCAGUCAUGCAAGGUCCAGGUGAUGGGUGUUAUGCCAACCAUCACGAUUGAGAAGACCGACGGUUGCCAUGUAUACCUGAGCAAAGAGUCUCUCAACACAGAGAUCAUUUCAGCCAAGUCCUCAGAAAUGAACAUCCUCAUCCCCAAAGAGGAUGGAGAGUUUGUAGAGUGUCCUGUUCCUGAGCAGUUCAAGACAGUGAUCAAGGGCCAUUCCCUGGUCACUACAUGUACCGAAAAGGCUGGUUAGAAUCAGUCAAACAAUGCUCACGUAGGGGAAGUAGAAAGUGAGAAGAGAGAGGAGAUAAUUUUGGAACCUGGCACAAUUAAUUUACACUUGAUUUAAAACAAAAUUGUAUACAUACACUAAGAAAACACAUUUUUAGGAUAUUUAUUGGUGCUUGAUGUGAAUAGUCAUCCCAGGAAGUGAUUUUUUAAAGGAUUUUGUGAAAAGUGGAUUCAAGAAAUGUCCAAAUUUUGUAGUGGAUUAUAGUUUGAUUUAUGUAGUUUUGAUUAAAGAAUUUUCCCUCAUGCCAUAGAGGUAAAAGGUUUUAGAAAUUGGCGAGUCCACAGUGAAAUUAAGGUUUAAUAAUGCAAGCACAAGAAUAAUGACUAGUAUCAGCUUUUUAUACAAUCAAUAUGAAGCCAGUGUUACAUUAACAUAAUUUAACUACAAACAACAUAUUUAAAGUAUUGGCACCAAAUUAUUUAGAUGUUAUGGCUUGAUUUAGUAAUUGCCAUAGUGUGCAAUGAGAUAGAAAAACACAGUCAAUGAAAUGAGAUUCCUUCAGUUAAAAUAUUAGAAAGGAUCAUGAAUUUGUUAAUAGUUCAUCUAAUUUGUGAUUCCAUUUCCCCCCACCAAGUCAACAGUUAGCUCUAGACUGUAUCAGUUAUUUAUCCAAAAACAACAACAACAUUAAAAUGGAAAGUUUGAAGCUUUUUUACUCAUAUGAAUGUAAGACACAAUGUUACUCAAGAGCACAAGUUAUUUAGAACCAGUCUGAUUCCUCCUCUAAAUAGCCAAAGAAUUGUUUGAAAAAAAUGCGUAUGGAUAAGGAAUGCAUGAGAAGAAAGAUAUUUAUAACCUUUGUAAAGAGAUGCUAACAAGAUCAACAGGAAUGAUGUAGCCAAAGUUUGCAUUGAAGUUAAUAUAAUCCAGGGUAAAAAAAAAGGAUAAUAAAUAAUAUAGAGGAACAAGAUCAGCGUACUGGUAAGGCAAGUCUGUUUCUUCCUUUAGAAAUAUUUCCCACAUUGUCACGGUUGCCACUUCUGGAAUUAGUUGGUCUCAUUCAUUAUCCCUAGAAGAAGAAGAAGAAAAAAAUCAUGGUAGGGAUACAUGUUGCUACUUUUAUAAGAAGAAAAGCGAUUUUUACACAAAUUUUGAAUGAGAUCUUUCAUUACUCUACUUGAUGCUGUAUGUAGUUUAGUCCCAUAAUUUAUUAUUAUUCCUCUAGUUUCUUUACCAACAGCUGGUGAAUUUGGAAAUGUAUUAGACAGUGGCAUAAUUAUCACACAGUAUGGGAAAAUCUAGCCUUUUUACUUUGCUUUAUUAUAAUUAUAAUUGUCUACUGCAAAUGUUGAUUAACUGUACUCUUCCAUUUUAUAUGCAUAUCAGUAAUGAUUUUGAUUUAACUAAUAAAAUGUACAAGUGGGUACCA
This is a messenger RNA of Penaeus indicus, 2195 nucleotides long. RefSeq names its product adenylyl cyclase-associated protein 1-like. Gene Ontology annotation, biological process: actin filament organization; cytoskeleton organization. Gene Ontology annotation, cellular component: cytoplasm. The record is from RefSeq and is a predicted model, not a curated record. NCBI's taxonomy places the organism in Eukaryota, Metazoa, Arthropoda, Malacostraca, Decapoda, Penaeidae. The transcript is spliced from 5 exons. The coding region runs from base 41 to 787 and encodes 248 amino acids. Gene Ontology annotation, molecular function: actin binding; adenylate cyclase binding.